This is a messenger RNA of Cinara cedri, 476 nucleotides long. Lineage: Eukaryota; Metazoa; Arthropoda; Insecta; Hemiptera; Aphididae. The record is from the annotation of a GenBank genome assembly.
AUGUGCCGUCGUACGACGGUUACAGUAAGGCGCCCGCUAAUACGGGUGCCCGGCAAAGCGCCUCGAAUCGAGACGGAGUUCCGUGCGACGGGAGAUAUUGCCCGAUUACGAAACAAGCAUAACGGAAAUAAAUCGCGAGCCGUCGAACCGAUACGGACACGAGCGACGGACGGGCCGGCCGCCGGGGAAAAACUAGAAAACUACGAUACGCGGGACACGGUCGACCGGCUGAGGGCAGGGAUAGCCAGAACCGAGGAAAACCCGGUAAAACGGGGUGGGGGGGAGGGAAAUGAAAAAAAAAAGAAAGAAAGUUACCCAGUGAACUCUGCGGACGUGAUAGCGUCCAGGACGAAAAACACUUGUCGGAAUGUCCGGUUCCGUCAUUGGAUGCAAGCGGGGACGGACCGGAUUUUUCCGACCCUGCGAACAACGCGGUCGCAAAAGCGAUCAGUCAUCUGACUGAGGAAGAAGAAUGA